Rattus norvegicus (Norway rat) is the source of this 2119-nucleotide messenger RNA. It is a transcript of the gene Lsm6, whose product is annotated as LSM6 homolog, U6 small nuclear RNA and mRNA degradation associated. Gene Ontology annotation, molecular function: RNA binding. The record is from RefSeq and is marked provisional. The transcript has 5 exons. Gene Ontology annotation, cellular component: nucleus; cytoplasm; Lsm2-8 complex. NCBI's taxonomy places the organism in Eukaryota, Metazoa, Chordata, Mammalia, Rodentia, Muridae. Gene Ontology annotation, biological process: mRNA splicing, via spliceosome. The coding region runs from base 200 to 442 and encodes 80 amino acids.
GCGGGAAAAUGCGCUGCCGGGGGCGGUUUCGGUUUUCGGCGCGCGCGUCCGCGGAGGCCCGGCCUGUGAGGGCUCCGGAUCCCGCUGUAAGAUGAGCCUGGGGCCAUGACAAGUGAAAUGGUGAUGAGUUACCUGAGAUGCUAAUUAAGUAACAGAGGAGAUUAGAACUCAGGUUUCCUGCCUCCCAAGAUUGUUAAAAAUGAGUCUGCGGAAGCAAACCCCUAGUGACUUCUUAAAGCAGAUCAUCGGGCGCCCAGUUGUGGUGAAAUUAAACUCUGGCGUGGAUUACCGAGGGGUCCUGGCCUGCCUGGAUGGCUACAUGAAUAUAGCAUUGGAACAGACAGAGGAGUAUGUAAACGGACAGCUGAAGAAUAAGUAUGGAGACGCAUUCAUCCGCGGAAACAAUGUGCUGUACAUAAGUACACAGAAGAGGCGGAUGUGAAGACGCCAGGAGAGAGGCACUGCUCUUCAGCGAUGGAUAUAUGAUCACUCUUAUGAUCUUGGUGGCCUGUUUUUGUGGUGGCUGGUGGGGGUUUUGUUUUCUUUUGUUUUUUUAAUUGACAUCAGAAUAAGAUAGAGGUAUUACAUUACAGAUUGAAUCUUAAGCUUUUCACAUUUGUUUCAUUGCUUAUUAUUUCUGCCUGUACAGAUGCUAAAAUUAAAACAGUUUGUUUCUCAAGGAUUGUUUUACCUCAGGUUGCAAGCAGUGUCAUUUGUUGGUUGAGUACGCAUCCAACUGACUAAGCGGUACAUUCCGUGAUCAAGCCGUCUGGAGGCUUCCCUUGUCUCUUUCCCUGCUCACUCGCCAUCCAUAACAUUUAAAGCAGGUAGAUGAAAACCUUCUAGGAAGUCGUGUGGUUUCAGCCUUGUGCUAUAGAGAGACAAGAGGUCAGAAGUUGAGCUGUUGGUUUAGUCGCUGGUGCUGGUAUCCCCACAAGGAGUGCAGCUCUGUAGACCCUGUGGGCUUGUACAGGUUGGCCACAGCAGGUGAGAAGGUUGUUUGGAAUCCUCAAGCCGUCCUGCCGAUCCUCCUGUGCAGUUCAACUCUUUAUGUUAACUUGCUCCCUGACAAGAGUGUUGGCAGCAAUGGUAGGUUACUCCAAUCGAGGGGAGCUCAGCUGUCCCUCCGUCACUCUGGCCGUGCUUGAGGUGGUAUAAGCGCAGAGUCCCCGACCUCGGUUUCCAGGUGCUGAGCUGCUUUCUGUUUUAGCAGGUGGUCCUGGAGAGUGGUAUUCCGGAACAGGGUCGCUUGGCACAGGCAGAGCCUCCAGGUCAUGUGACUCCUGCUAAGUGCGUUGUGCUGUCUGUAGAGAUUGUGUUUGGGUGCUUCAGUUGCAUGGACACUGGGGCUUUUCUUAUCCCUCCUUCAAUCUAAACAGAAUCCCUGGCUCAGGAGGUGGGACAGUUUUGGAACAAUUGCCUGGCUGAGGGAAGUAAGAGAGAUGGGAAGCUAGGGAGGGAGGGAGGGCAUACUUUCUGGAGAGGUGCAUAUAUGCCAUUUGUCUCGUUUAACUAGUAAUCAGAAACAGUUAAUAACUCAGGAAAGACAAAAAAUGUUUUGUAAGGUUUGAUGGUGUGCACACUGAAAAUAAAACACUUUAUCCUAAGCUUCAGUAAUUCAUCACUUCCUGACAGGGGCUUGAAAAGGGACCAGUGUGUAAGUACAAAUCACCAAUUUGCUCUUUUAUAAAUGGCUUCUUUAAAGGAGAAAAUGGAUGUCUCUCAGAGUGGAGCACACAUGUUCUCAUUUGUUUUUAGAGUGUGUGAGGCUGCCAGGUUACUGUGUCCCUUCAUUCACUCACUCAGCCGCCCCUGAAAGCAGUUGUAGCAUCCCCCACCAGUCUGUAGCAUCCCGUCUUCGCUCAUUUCUUCCCUGACCUCUCCUCCAGCAUGUGGGCCUUUAUUUCCCUCUUGCCAUUUCUGGCUUAAUAGCUCGACUGCAGAAUGUUGUUUUCAUCCAUAGAACCGCUUUUAAUCAAGACCGACUUUGGGAACUGCUACCGUUUUUAUGGUAAUAAAGAACCAUAUGCAUCUGGACCAGCACAUGUUGUCCCCUGUGCAUACCUUCUUGUGAUAGAAUUCUGAAACAAAUUGUAAAUGCUAAAAUUACUUUUCCUUA